Molecule: messenger RNA, 3597 nt
Organism: Astyanax mexicanus (Mexican tetra)
Lineage: Eukaryota; Metazoa; Chordata; Actinopteri; Characiformes; Acestrorhamphidae
Product: regulator of G protein signaling 22
Exons: 25
Coding region: 147-3560 (1137 amino acids)
Biological process (GO): regulation of signal transduction
Molecular function (GO): G-protein alpha-subunit binding
Source: RefSeq, a predicted model, not a curated record
GAUCAGCAAUAUAGGUUCGGAGCUGACUCAGAGUUCAGAGCAGUUCAGUGUAAUUCAGGGAUGUUUUGGUGUGUUUGAGUAUGAAGGACACACACUUAAGAGUGUAUGUGAGUUAAUACCACUACCUGAGUGUGCUGCACUUUGUGAUGAGCUGGGCUGUAUUCAAAAUGCAGAGUGAGAGAGUUCCGGAACUACCGGAAAUAACGAGAAAGAAUUUUGAGGCUUUACUGUCCUCAGACUCUUUGUUGGUGGAGUUCCUUAAUGAGUUUCUGCUGCUGCCUUUGUUCCUGGAGCCUGUCAGGUAUAACCGAGACAGGGGUCUGUUUGAGGUGGGUAUAGAUCCAGCUGAGAGUCUCUCUACACAGAUCACAGCUCAACUAACUGAACUGCAAGACAAAAGCACUGAUCCCACAUGGUUUCCAACUACGCCUUUAAUUGACAACAGAUACACCAUCUCGUGUUUGGACCCAGCACAAGCUAUACAGUGGAUCAGGACAGAGCGGCUGCCCUUUUUUCUCCAAAGCGAUUAUUACUUUGAAUACAGAUUGGCCUAUUGUCUGAGUCAGAUGACCAUUCCAAAAUGGACAGAGGAAGAUCUAAUCAAUCUUUCAAUCACGUCUCCUCAGCAAGAGAGUGUCAUGACUUCUGUCCACAUGGGGUACUCUGAAAUCAGCAGUGACUGCAGCUCUCCACACACAGACUGUUCAGCCUUCAAUACGGGGGUUGUAGAGGAUACAAGAAUAACCCAGACCCAAACAAACAGUAAUCUCACAUUAGGCCAUGAUUCUCUGGAGGCUGGAGUGAACCAAAAGGCAUGGCCUCUGACCCAGCUUUGUGAAGAACAAAGUCCUUCAAAUCAACUUGUCCUUAAUGAUUUCAGUACCACCACAGUCCAGCACAAUAUCACAGAGGUGGAUAAAGAGGGGAGGAUACCAAGAGCUGUCUUGGGUGAGACAAGUGUAUGUAAGUGUAUUUUGAGUAGACACUGCAGAAUUCCUUCAGUCUUACAUCAGAAAACCCAAACAGAGCAACUCACUGCAGCCUGUCCUCACUGUGUCACAGUUACAAACUGCACACCAUCUCCAGAGUGUAGGGAUGGCUCACCUGCCUCUCAGAUUAGUGUUCCAGAGGAGCUCAGCACAUCUUAUCCUGCUCAAGAUUCUGUCACAAAGCUGAAUUCUGAGGCCUUUGCCUCCACUGCCCUCUCUGGCCUGGAGUGUGCCACCGGAACAAUAGUUAACUAUGGCAUUCAAGUAAAUAAACAGGUAUUUCUGGACUUUAAGAGCUUUUUACAAGGCCGGACUGGAGAGAGGGUGCUAAAUCUGUGGAUGGACAUAGAGCGUCUGAAAACUCUUCGUAACCCAGAAACCAUCAACAGGCAUUUGGUCUGGGUGAAGAACCAGUAUCUACCAGGCAGAGGCUCCACAGCACUGAGUGUGGAGUUUCUCUCCAGAUUGGAUCUGAUCAGCACUCUCUCCUGGACGGAAAACAAACUGCACCUUGUUCAGCCACUUCUUACAGAGGUCCUGCUCUUCUAUUGGGGCCAGAGGUUUAUAUUACACACACUGAUUGAAAAGAGAUGCCAAAAAGUGUGUUUUCUGCAGCCCUGCUGGGAUUGCCCGGCAUUUCAACAAGACUCCUGCCCCAUCCACCCCAACCCUCCACCCCUGCACUCUGCAUACUACAUUGCAUCAGAGAGCCCUGCUGUGGAUGGAAGCCACAACAGUGAGAUGGAGAGGAUGGUACAAGUGUUGCACAUGGAGUCCAAGACUGGGUUCUUCUUUACAAACUUUUGUCAAAACUCAGAAAACCAGCUGUGGGAAAAUGCAGCUCAGUUCUGCAGCGAUCUUCAGGAGUAUCAUCAGCUGUUUUACCAGCCUACACUGGAUCCAUACAGAGUACAACAAAAGGCCCAGCUGCUCUAUGCUACCUACGUGUGCAGCUGGACUGCUGUGAGGAGUGUGGGUUUGGAGGAGCAGUACAGGCAGGAUAUCUUUGCCCAUCUUAGGGUCCCUUUUGAAGAGCUGUUUGACCAAGCUGAGGAACAUGCGCAUUACAUACUGCUGGAGCCAUGGACACUACUGACACAGCAGGACACAGAUAUAUUCCACAGGGUGGCUAUGUGGAAGGAGGAACGCUUUGUAGAGCCUGAGCUUUAUAAGACACUCCAGGACAUAUACACACAGACACAGUGUCGUCAGAAGCAGUUUGCACAAGAGCACAAGCCCCCAUCACCACCAGCUAAAGAGUUUGACCCAUGGGCUCAGGUACUGCAUCAGUUUCGACACCACCGCCUAGGCUUUCUGCUUCGUAAUCGAAUGGAACUCCAGAACUUUUUGGCCUUUCUGGAAGAGAACUUUGCCAGUGUGGACCUGCUGUGUUGGUUGGAUAUUGAGCAGUUAAAAAGAAUCCCUAAUGACAUGAGAGUGAGGGAGGAGAAGUGCCAAAAUAUUAGAAAUCAGUACCUCAACCGGAAUUAUCUGUUUGGCCCAAGCAGCCCUGCAAACAAGCAGCAACAGACUGAGCUGCUGCGUCUAGCUGGUGGCUGGACACGUUUACAAUGUGAGCCAAUCUCCACGCCUGUGCUGUCCGAAAUUCAGUCUCUGGUCAGAAACCGUAUUGAAAGAAAAUGGCUGCCAAGGUUCCUCUCCAGUAAAGAGUUCAUCGCUCGCCAGAAACAACAGGCUGAGCACGGGGAUGGAGUUCAGAAGAGGAAGAUAUGGAAGCAGGUGGACGGAGGGUUAAUGGGCUCAUCUCGGGAGGCUUUGGCACUGCGUAAAGUGUUGUAUGAUCCCAACACUUGCCUUCACUUCCGCCUCUUUCUCUCACUGAGAGGUGAGCUCCUGGAGAAUGACCUGCUUUUCUGGCUGGAGGUGCAGAGAUACAAGGAUUUGUGUAACUCUCACAGUGAUGAGGUGACAGUUCAGCAGAAAGUCUCUGCCAUCAUCAGUUGCUUCAUCGACUGCUGCUUUCCUCCCAGUGUUCAGAUUCACAUCCCCCCUGAACAGGCUCAGCGCAUCCUGCACACAAGGAACAGCCUCGGCCCUUAUGUGUUUAGAGAAGCUCAGAUGAGUGUGUUCAGUGAGCUGCUGAAACACUGGCCAGCGUUUGUGGAGUUGAGGAGCAGUGUGCCUGAAAAAGAGAUUGUGCCUGAGCUGGAAAAGAGGAGGAACCAAGAGAGAGAGAGGCAGAGGAUAAAAGAGGGGGCACAGCAGAUUGAAGAAAUACCAGAGAUGCUACAGGGGGACCGGAGGAGUGUGUUAGAUGGGCUGAUGGAGGAAGCCAGUAUGUAUGAAGAAGGAGUAGAAGGUGAAGAGACAGAUGACCAUGUGGGAGACAAGUUGUUCUGGUCAUACUCAAAGCACAUGGCUGCCCUGGAAAAUGAGGAGAAGAUAAAACACAUGCAGGCACUGCAAGAGAAGCCGUCAGAUUUUAACUCUGUGCCCAGAGUGAGGUCAGGAGAUCACAAACAUAGACAGCCCACUUCUACAGUUCCUCCACCCAGAACAGCUAGGAUAGGUCACCGAGUGCUCAGAAGUAGAUCAUCAAAAAGAAGUUAAUUUGAUUUAAUUGCAGAAUAUACACCAUGUAUGUGCA